AUGCCGUUAGAUCCAGAGCAGCUUGUGAUUGAUACUCCAGAUUCGGAAACUCGCUCACUGCCAUGGCCCAAAAGUUUUAUUGGAGAGUGUGAACGAAACCCUGGCUCUGUCUGGACAAUUGGCCUUUUAACGGUCAAUCAGUUGUCCCUCCGGCUUGUCGAAAAUCCAGUCUGGAACUGGAUUAAUGCUACACAGCCGGAAACGGCCUUGAUUAACUCCCGAGAAACAGUGAACGAGAAAGUGGAACUGUACACAUCUUGGUUUGAUGACGCGCUCAUCGCGGCUAUGGAGCAUACAGAUUUCAUUAACCUAGAGCUCGAUAUUUGGUCCAAUAGAAACGGCCGUUCUUAUCUUGGUAUAGCUGCAUCAUUUGUUCCCAACCUUUUGAACGAAAAGCUUUUGAAAGAGCAAGGGCAACAAGCCCUACUUAAUAGCUUUCAAAUGCCUUCCAAUAGCCAUCUUUUGGAAUGUGUCGAAAUCACAGAUUCUUCCCACAAAGAUAAACAUUUACUGAAGAACGUGGCGAAGGUGCUUAAAAAGUAUAAAAUCACCGACAAAGUGAGCUCCAUUACUUCUGGAAACGCCGCACGGAACACGUCAGCAAACUCGUAUCCUCUCCAUGACCUUUUGAAACCUGUGAAGCCAAAAGCCUUCUUGAAGACCAAUGACUUUCACCACAUUCAUUGCGCUAGCCACACAAUCAACACUCUGUUCCAAGACAUCGUGACAGAGUUACAAAAUGAUGAAACUUUUAAUUCGGGUUUGGAGCAUAUACGUUCGCUCGCAGCAACGAUCGAGCAUACUCCAACCUUGAGAUCUUCGCUGGCAGAUGCUGGCUUGUCGUUGAUCCCUCUAGAAACAGAGAAGCAUUCAUUUUUGGUCUGGAAUCAAAUUGCGGUGUUUGUUGAGAAUUAUGACAAAUAUGUGCUCUGGUGCCGUACCUUGCAGGCAUCCGCAGCACACCAACGUUUCCACAAAAAUCUUAAAACCUUAAUAGACCUUCCCGAUGCAACAAAGCAUCUGUUAGCGUAUUUUGUCAGUUGUUGCUCGAUCUUUCAACAUCUCGAAGAUACCCUGCAAAACGAUAGCUUGAGUAACCUUCCGAAUGCGGUGACAUUCUACUACACGAUUAAGGGAUACUUUGAGCUUUGCAAGGUUGCCGAAGUUGAGACGAUCGAGACAGCAGCAGAAGGUUACUUCGACUAUACAUUCAUCAAUGGAGCACAGGGCGUGCCUGAGAAUACCAAAGCUAUCGUACUCAAAGCUGUACUUUCUGGAAAGCCAAAGUUUGAGGAAUACUUCGAAGAUUUUUCCCGGAAUGACAUUUACUUUGUUGGCGCCUUCUUGGACCCAAGCUUAAAAUUUGACUGUUUCAAUGAGCUUAUAGGUGGGAAAGAAGGAGAGUACCAUGCUCUGAGAGUGGAGACGUACAUCAAGCAUUACCUUGCUCAAUGUCGAUUCAAGAGCUCUAAACCUGGACCUUGUAUUAAUACUGCAACCACGCGAAUGAAGAAUUUCCAAGUAAACAAACUUCUUAGGCCCAAUAGGCGUCAGAAACAAUCUACCAGGACGUAUGUGUUGGAGGGAAUCAAGGCGUUUGAAGAGUGGGAAAGCUAUAAGGCCGAAAGUCAGCUCUCGUCAGAUUCCACAACAGAUGCUGUGCGAUGGUGGUAUUCUAGACGCGCAAUCUACCCUAAUUUGUUUCCUUUGGCCUUAUCGAUGCUGUACACGAAGUUCAGCACUUGCGGGAUUGAGAGAACUUUCUCCACCUGUGAAAAGCUCGUUCGAAAAAAGAAGAGUCACUCGGGCAGUGCACAUAUCAAGCACCUCAUGGUUCUGAGAGAUCGCUUUACCGCAUUUGGUGUUUUCAAUAAGAAACAAGCAAUGGCUUGUUUGAAUAGGGCAGAUAAGUCAUUUGUGGAACUUUCUAAAUCGGACGAAUUCUCGUUGGAAGAAGACGACACGACGGCUGUGCUUCAGUUCGAGCACUAUUAA
Molecule: messenger RNA, 1995 nt
Organism: Lachancea lanzarotensis
Lineage: Eukaryota; Fungi; Ascomycota; Saccharomycetes; Saccharomycetales; Saccharomycetaceae
Product: LALA0S03e10308g1_1
Exons: 1
Coding region: 1-1995 (664 amino acids)
Molecular function (GO): protein dimerization activity
Source: RefSeq, a predicted model, not a curated record